AUGACUUUAUCAAUAAUUCUCAGUAGUAUCUUCAUAGCAUUAAUAUCUUUAAGUUGUCUUAUUUCUUUCUUGAUUCUUGUACGAAUAUUUAUUCAUAUUCAUCCAUCGAUAUCAAAUAUAUCAGUUUUGUUAUCAUGCAAUACUUAUUUUACUAUAAUUUUAUUUUGUUUUACAUUACUUUAUGCAGGUAUACAUAAUCUUUAUGGUCAUAUAAAUUCACCUAUUUCAUUAGCUGGUCGAUGGUGUGAAAUUCGUGCAUAUUUGCCAUAUGUUUGUUUUUGUGCUUUUUAUUAUUCAUUUGUUCUUCAAGCAAUUUUUCGCUUUUUUCGAGUAGUAUAUUAUAAAAAGAAAAUCUUACAAAAAUUUUAUGUGUUUAUUAUUGCUAUUUUUAUUCAAUGGAUUUUAUCAUUUCUUUUUAUUUUUCCACAUAUAUUAUUAAAUGAUUUUCAAUAUCAAUCUCUUAAUUAUAAUUGUUGGAUUUCAUUUAGAAACAUUCGAGGAAUAUUAUUAGUAACAUUAAGUAUAUAUGUAUGUCCACUUUCAAUUAUAUUCAUAAUAUAUACUUAUAUUCUUCGAUAUGUUCGUCGAACAAUUACCAGUCAACGAGAACGACAAAAAUCUUAUAAACGAGAUACAAUUAUUUUAAGACGUAUUGUCAUUCUUCUAUUAUUUUUAGUUAUGUUUGGUGUUUCAACAUUAUCUGUUUUAGUUAUCUAUUCAAUAACUAAUUAUUUAAUACCAUUUGCUUAUGAAAUACAAGUAGUAAGUAUAUCAAUUGGACUUGUUGUUACACCAAUUACAUUAAUAUUUAUCACACCUAAAAUACGACAUAUAUUUGAACGAAAUGAACAAGUUAAAUGUUCUUCAAUGACACGAAGAAACAUUCAACAUACAACAACAGAUUCAAGUCGACAACAGACACAGUUAAUCUCAAUAUAA
Messenger RNA from Rotaria sp. Silwood2, 939 nucleotides. The record is from the annotation of a GenBank genome assembly. NCBI's taxonomy places the organism in Eukaryota, Metazoa, Rotifera, Eurotatoria, Philodinida, Philodinidae.